AAUCAUUCCAACUCCUCCCGAUUCAUCUCUCUCUCUCUCUCUAAUCAGCCAAAAGCGGAUUCACAUGUCUUUGUUUGGAGCGAAUAAAUAAAAAAGGGGGAUUGUCUUUGAGAUAAUCUCUGGUCACAGUUGGGUCCUCCUCAUACCAAUAAACUCACGGGCAGAUCACUGCUCUGAGCAACGAUUUGUUUUCUAGUUCUCUUUGUAGACGCCAAGGGCCAAAAAGAUAAGAGCUUUGUAACAACACGCCAUUUCUAUAGAACCUUCUCUCUCUCUCCCUCUCUCUCUUUCGCUCAUCCCAAAGCUUUGCCCCCUCUCAAAUGGAGUCAAUAAUUUGCAUUCUCGUUCUUCUUGCAUACUUGUUCACUCGCCCACUUCACAUCCUAGCCCAGCAGGCGGCGCAAGCCGCGUCGCCCUUGCCGACCUCUCGCAUCACCGUCGUCGGCGCCGUGUACUGCGACGUAUGCCACAUCAGCAGUUUCUCCAAGUACAGCUACUUCUUGCCAGGUGUUGAUGUGAACAUCCAAUGCAAGUUCAAGGCGAGCACGCGAGAGACCGCCGAGCAGAUCGACUUCUCGGUAAACCGGACCACCAAUAGAUACGGGACGUACAUGUUGGACGUGCCCUCGGUGGACGGGGUCGACUGCGUGGACGGCCAGGCGAUCGCGUCCAUGUGCCAAGUGAGCUUGAUGGGGAGCUCCUCCUCCGCAUGCAGCGUGCCCGGGUUGAGGACCACGGCGGACGAGGUGACGGUGAAGUCGAAGCAAGACAACCUGUGCAUAUACAGCAUGAACGCGCUGACCUACCGGCCGGCCGAGCGCAACGUCACGUUAUGCGGGAACGAGAAGGAGGGAUCAUCGCAGGAUGAUCUCAAUUCCUCCAAGUUCUUCUUGCCUUAUUUUCCACCGUACGGCUUUCCAUGGCCACCGAUCCCUCAAUUGCCACCGCUUCCUUCUAUCCCGAUCCCUCCGUUACCGCCUUUUCCAUCGAUACCGCUCCCACCUCUUCCGCCAUUCCCGUUCCCCUCAUUCCCGCCCUCGCUGCCGUUCCCGUUCCCACCUCUCCCGCCUCUGCCUCCGUCAGGGAUCAACUUAACCGAUCCCCGGACAUGGAUCCCAAGAAUCCCAUUACCUACUUCUCCUCCUCUUCCGCCACCGUCGUCGCCACCAGCAUAUAAUCCAUGGGACCCGAGGACUUGGAUACCCCACCUCCCUCCGUAUUCUCCACCGAGAGCUCAGGAACAAACACCCUAGCGUAGCAUGCACCGACGUAUGGCGAAAUGUAAUCUUUAUAUGGCUUUGGUUUUGGUUUUUGGGUUUUGGUUUUUUGUGUAUACUAUGACUUAUACACCAUAGUUUGCCUCCUGGCAAGAAUGCUUGUAUGCAUGUCAUGUGUAUCUAUUGACGUAUUCAGUACCAACACAGACAAAAAUGGAUGACAGGGAGGACGACAGCAGCCAUAAGGUUCACACCUGAGUUGGCCUGUCAGUUUCACAGCUCAAGCCUCAGUUGUCUUCAAGCAGAGAAAUGCCUGAAAAUGACUUUUAGUGUAUUGAAAUUCAGACUGCAUACU
Eucalyptus grandis is the source of this 1572-nucleotide messenger RNA. Its product is annotated as RNA-binding protein 12. The transcript has 2 exons. The coding region runs from base 321 to 1253 and encodes 310 amino acids. NCBI's taxonomy places the organism in Eukaryota, Viridiplantae, Streptophyta, Magnoliopsida, Myrtales, Myrtaceae. The record is from RefSeq and is a predicted model, not a curated record.